AUGGGCUUCCUCCUGAAUGCUCCUGUGCAUCGGCUGCCCUGGUUGGGGAAGCUCUUCGUGGGUGGUCUAGACUGGAGCACAACCCAAGAGACUCUGCGCAGCUACUUUUCCCAGUAUGGAGAAGUCGUAGACUGUGUUAUCAUGAAAGAUAAAACUACCAACCAGUCUCGAGGUUUUGGGUUUGUCAAAUUUAAAGACCCAAACUGUGUGGGAACGGUGCUGGCCAGCAGACCACACACCCUAGACGGCCGAAAUAUCGACCCAAAGCCAUGCACACCUCGGGGGAUGCAGCCAGAGAGAACACGGCCGAAGGAAGGAUGGCAGAAAGGACCCAGGAGCGAUAACAGUAAAUCAAAUAAGAUAUUUGUCGGUGGAAUACCUCACAAUUGUGGUGAGACAGAACUCAGGGAAUACUUCAAAAAAUUCGGAGUGGUCACCGAGGUGGUCAUGAUCUAUGAUGCGGAGAAGCAGAGGCCUCGAGAUUUCUCUUCUCCAGGUGCUAAAUUAUAUCACACAGGUACAGGCCAGUCCCGCAGUCAGAGGAGGGAGCGGCUUUGCUCCAGUGGGGUGUAAACGAAGUUUCAGUGUGUUUCUGUCCCGCUUCCUCAGUGGUGAUGUCGCCUCUUGACACAGACGCAUUCCUAGACAGCCCGCUCCGGGGCUCCUUACCCACGACUCACCGCCUCUUGCACUAUAAAUGGACCAAGCAAGCCCUGUGGUUUCAGACACUCCUGCAGUUUGAGAAAAUGUCAACUUUUAAAUAUGUUGUUUCAUCACCUA
Messenger RNA from Galeopterus variegatus (Sunda flying lemur), 780 nucleotides. Its product is annotated as DAZ-associated protein 1-like. The record is from RefSeq and is a predicted model, not a curated record. The coding region runs from base 1 to 573 and encodes 190 amino acids. Gene Ontology annotation, molecular function: RNA binding. The transcript has 7 exons. Lineage: Eukaryota; Metazoa; Chordata; Mammalia; Dermoptera; Cynocephalidae. Gene Ontology annotation, cellular component: cytoplasm.